Molecule: messenger RNA, 720 nt
Organism: Danaus chrysippus (African queen)
Lineage: Eukaryota; Metazoa; Arthropoda; Insecta; Lepidoptera; Nymphalidae
Source: the annotation of a GenBank genome assembly
AUGAGGAUAGUUGGUGGUAGAAGAGCAGAGCCUCACUCAUUUCCUUGGACUGUGGCUAUUGUGAAGAAUGAUCGCAUGCAUUGCGGUGGUGCCAUAAUAACAGACCGACAUAUACUUAGCGCUGGUCAUUGUUUUAAAUGGGAUGAUAGGAAGCAAAUGAAAGUUUAUAUAGGUCUAGAUGAUUUGGAGGACAUGAAUAAUGUUGAAAUUAGGAACAUUUCAAGUGUGGUCAUUCACGAACAGUUCACAUCGACAGCUGUUCGAGACGAAAAUGAUAUAGCAAUCGCUACUUUAAACAAACCAGUUGCGUUCAGUGAAACAAUCGUACCCAUAUGUUUGCCUUCUCCGGGUCAAAAAUUUGACGGUAGAGCAGGUACUAUAGUAGGAUGGGGUCGUCUUGGUACAGAUAAAACAUCUUCCAAGGUUCUUAUGAAAGCGAGUCUUCGAAUUCUCAGUGACGAGGAAUGUCUUAAAUCCAAAUUGGCCAGCCAUAUAAAGCCAAUGAUGAUGUGUGCUUUCACUAAAGGAAAAGACGGUUGUCAGGGCGACAGUGGUGGACCUCUUUUGACGUUUGAAUCCGACGGCAGAUAUAUUCAAGCAGGAAUUGUGUCGUGGGGUAUUGGAUGUGCAAACCCAAAUUACCCAGGUGUGUAUACUAAAGUGAGCAACUACAACGACUGGAUCGCAAAGAAUACAGCAAAUGGAAAAACGUGUGACUAA